Molecule: messenger RNA, 2711 nt
Organism: Sus scrofa (pig)
Lineage: Eukaryota; Metazoa; Chordata; Mammalia; Artiodactyla; Suidae
Gene: PALM
Product: paralemmin
Biological process (GO): regulation of cell shape; negative regulation of adenylate cyclase activity; positive regulation of filopodium assembly
Cellular component (GO): plasma membrane
Source: RefSeq, a predicted model, not a curated record
CCCCCGCGCCCGCCGCCGCGCGGACAAUAAACAGCCGCGCGCGGGGCGAUGCCCGCGCCGGUGCCGCCGCCCCCGCGCCGCACAGCCCAGGCCACCAGGCCUUAGCCCGCCGGCCGCCGGAGCUCCCGCGCGCCUCCGCGCCCCCGCCCGGCCUCGCGGACGCACAGACCUCGGCGGGGAAAUGGAGGUCCUGGCGGCAGAGACCAUAUCCCAGCAGGAGAGGCUCCAGGCCAUUGCAGAGAAGCGGAGGCGGCAGGCAGAGGUGGAGAACAGGCGCCGGCAGCUGGAGGACGACCGGAGGCAGCUGCAGCACCUGAAGUCUAAAGCGCUGCGGGAACGCUGGCUGCUGGAGGGGACGCCUUCUUCGGCCUCGGAGGGGGACGAGGACAUGAGGAAGCAGAUGCAGGAGGAUGAGCAGAAGGCUAGGCUCCUGGAGGAAUCCAUCGCCAGGCUGGAGAAGGAGAUCGAGGAGCUGGAGAACGCGGACACCCUGCCGGCCCCAGUCAAGGAGACCCAGGUGGCCCCCAGCCCUGGCCCUGUGGUCCCCGCCCCUUGCCCUGCCCAGGAGGACCGGAAGGCAGAAGUGGAUCUGAAUGCUCAGCAGACCCCCGUGGGCACUCCCAAAGAAAAGCGAAUCUCCAACACCCCCAUGAGGAUGGUCGAAGGCUCCACCAUGAUGAAGGCAGUGGUCCAUGCAGUGGACGGCACUGCUGAGAAUGGAAUUCACCCGCUGAGCUCCUCUGAGGUGGACGAACUCAUCCACAAGGCAGACGAGGUCACACUGAGUGAGGCGGGGUCGGCGGCUGCACCGGAGACCCGUGGACCGUCGGAGGAGGUGGUCCGGACCACGCCCUCCAGGCGGGAGAUCACAGGUGUUCAGGCCCAGCCGGGCGAGGCCACUUCUGGCCCGCCGGGCAUCCAGCCUGGCCAGGAGCCUCCAGUCACCAUGAUCUUCAUGGGCUACCAGAACGUGGAGGAUGAGGCGGAGACCCAGAAGGUACUGGGCUUGCAGGACACGAUCACCGCGGAGCUGGUGGUCAUUGAGGACGCUGCUGAGCCCAAGGAGCCCGCCCCGCCCAAUGGCAGUGCGGCCGAGCCCCUGGCCACCGAGGGUUCCAGGGAGGAGAACCAGGUGGGGCCUGAGGCCCCUGCCAGCGAUCCCCAGGACCUGGACAUGAAGAAGCAGCGCUGUAAAUGCUGUUCCAUCAUGUGAGCUGCCCGGCCCCCAGACCCUGGCCCUGCCCUCCGUACCAGACACCCACAGCCCGCCUUCCCGGCGCCUGCCCACCCUCCACCCACAGUCAUGGGCCCAGGACAUGCUGUGUUGUCACACGUUCCUCCCGAGUUUUCUUUCACUGGAAAGAGAGGGACAGGGGUUCCCCAUCCCAUCAACCCCCCACACACCCCCAAGCCACUGAGCCGUGCACCCACGCCUGGUAGGAGAGACACGGACACACCCGCUUCUCCCCAAACGAGGGCCCUCCCCAUGUCACCGUGUCACGGCAGCUUCACAGAUGCGGCUCUCGCCCAUGGCGGUCCUGGCUGGUGUGACCUGGGGCCUCGUCGCAGCCCCCAACCAGCCCACCACCCUCUGGGCCUCCUGCCUGUGCCUUCCUGCCACCUCCAAUGAGGUCCCUGAGGGGUCCCCCGCCGGAGGGGAUCCUGAGAGCCAGGGGUUCUGGGGCCGUAGCCCCGGAGGUGGGGUCCCUGGCCGAGGUCCCCAGUCUGUAUCUCAGGCAGCAGAGCAGAGGCUUGCCUCCAGGGGCGGGGCUCAAGGUCUUGGAAUGCAGUCGGGACCCCCCUCGGUACCCACCCCCCGCCCGCCUGAUGGGCCCCUCUCCCCACGCCCUCUUUGAGCGCAGCCGGUGGAUGAUGGAGCCUGGAGACGCUCCCCCAACGCGGGAGGGUUGUGACACCCCCCCCACCCCUACCCCCCCGGGGCUGGGCCGGGAGUCUUGAGCUGCCUCCUGAGCGAGGCUGGGCCAUGUGAGCCCCUGUUCCUGAGCUCCCAAUCCCACUGGGCCCUCCUUCCUCCUGGUGCUAAUUCAGGGAGCCUGGGGGAGCGCCAUGGCCCCCUUCCCCAGCCUGCUUGAACCGGGGUCCUGGGUCCUGCUAACCCUACCCCAGAGACGAGGCCCACCGCCAGCUCUGCUGGGCUUGGCGAGUUCCAGGUGGUGGGGAGGGUCACCUGGCCCGGGGCGGGGAGCUUCCCCGGGUGGUAGCCGGAGACCCCCAUUGGCUGCGCAGCCUGAUGUGUGCCUGCCCCCCAUCACUGGAAGGGGCGAGGGCGCCCCUUCCAGGGGCGGCUGACACCCGGAUGUGCACGUCUCCCUGGCUGCAGCCACACCCAAGAGGCCCGUUGGCGCACGCAAGCGUUCGCAGACCCUCUCCCGCGUGGGCCGUGAUGAGCAGGCCCCACCCUCGGGGCCUGUAGUGCCCAGAACCCAGGCCACGCCCGCCUCCCUAGGGUGGGUGCGGGGGCCCGCCCUGGACCGCAGCCUGGGUCCCCGUCUCAGCCCCGCCCCUGGGCGGCUGGGGGAGAGGCCUCUCGGAAGUGCCCCUGCGCGGUGGCCGUGGCCCCCCUAGUCCGCCCCCUUCCUCGAGCUGUGAGCCUCCGCUGAAGUGCCCUUGCCGCCCCUACGCUUUCGAUGUGUGACGAGGCCCCGUGUUCCCGACUUUCCCAGAGAAGCGAAUAAACAGUGUGAACAGCC